Messenger RNA from Helobdella robusta, 474 nucleotides. RefSeq lists its product as hypothetical. Lineage: Eukaryota; Metazoa; Annelida; Clitellata; Rhynchobdellida; Glossiphoniidae. The transcript has 2 exons. Bases 1 to 474 code for a protein of 157 amino acids. The record is from RefSeq and is a predicted model, not a curated record.
AUGGGUCCUAAGACAUUUUGGCUUAUCUGUCUGAGCAUGUUGCUGCUCAUUUCCAACUACGUGAUUGACUCCUCUCCAAGUUUGGAGUUGAAAUUUCGCCUUGAUCAACAAAAUCUCUUCGAGGAACUAUCUGCAAACAUUGAAGAUCAGCAGCCUGUCCUCCAGGAUAAGAUCAACAUCGACAACCAACUGAUGUCAUUUCUGGAUUACAAAACACAAAAGCUAGAAGAGCACAAACAAUUUUUGGAAAGUGUGGAUCCAAGUGCACUCGGCAGUAGUAAUAUUCAGUUAGAGCCAGCUAAACAAUUCAUUGAUGGAGCGUUGAAACUUCUGGAGAAUGCAAAACAGACGUUGACAGACGAUGUGGCGUUCAGCGAGGCAUGGUAUGAAGUAAACAAGGAAAUAAUUUCUUACAUGAAGAAUAGCGCCGAAAUGCUUUCCAAUGAGAUCUCCGCGGCCAACCAGUUCAAAUAA